AAACCCAUCAAGUUUCAUAGUCAUGUAAAAAUAUGUCUAAAAGUUGUGCAUAUCCUCAUUCUUUUUUGCCAAUUCUCUGUUUCAGAAGACACGCCUCUUAAAAUAAAUAUUCAUCAAGUGCUCUAUUUUUAUUUUAUGGCUGGCACAGGUUUCAAUAUACAAACGGAUACCCAAGAAGAUGAAAAUACGGAAGAGAAGAGCCAUUUCCUUACUAUCAUUAACGUUCAAUAAGUAAUAAUUGAUCAUUGUAAGCCGUAUAUUUCGCGUUAUCGUUUUCGAUUAUCAUUAUGUUAGGAUCGAUAUAAAUAUAAAAAUAGACUCGGAUUUUAUUUUGAACUAUAUUUAGACUUCUAAAAUCCUCGCGACGUUUCUCAUUGGCUUGACAGCGACUGCAAAGAAAUUAAGCUCCAAGAUUCAAAACUGUAAUACUUUCCAAACUAUCUGUAUAAAACUUAACCAUAACUUUAAAAUGGAAUCAGAAAAUGAUGUGCAAAUACGAGAGAAGCAUUAUGAAGCAAGGAGUAGUUGCUGUUAUGAUAUUAAUUUUACUUGGUGUGUUGAUAGGUAUCUCACUAACCAUUCUGAGCGUUAAAAAAAAUAACAAGAGCGAAGCGGCGCCGAUUGUUGGGGCCGAAAAGCCCGCCAGAUGGACAAAUCCUUGUAAUACCACUAGAACACACAUUUCAACAGAUUUAAAGGUUCCUGUGAUUUCAGACUUCGAAAAAAUUCAGAAUAUUAAUGAAAAACUGAUUGAUCUACGGGAUAUAUCAAAAGCAUUGCGGGAUAGACUGGCAAAGGAGCGAAUAAAGAACGAACCACUCGUGCAAGCCCUCCACACACAACACAUAGACGGAUUUCCCAACACUAAUGUUUCCCAACAGGAUCUGGAAGAAUACACGAAAAAUGUGACAUUAGCUUACGUACGAAGCUACAGAGAUUUAUCAAAAGUUGCAAUAUUCUUGGAGGCCAGCUUAGAAGACGAAGAAAAAUACGAAUAUGGAAGUUGGUCCCCUGAAUUCAAAAAUAAAGAGGACAGUGUCUACAAACUACUCUGUGAAAUACAUAACGCCAUCACAGACGAUGGCGCUACCAUUGAGUACGAGUCACGUGAUAUUGUCCCAUCGAACAUGCUCAGUGUAUCUGAUCGUUUUUUGAGACAGGUGCGUGAUUACGUCAUCGUCAGAGAUUGUGCCACACUGUGCCAAAGUUUCUUGGACAUGAAUGAAGUGAUUAUCAGGUCCUUGAACAGUACCUAGUGCUAGUCAUUCCGUGUUCUGGUUUAACGAUGAGGGCAGCAAUUUCAUUUUAAAAUAAUUCAUGAUUUCUGAUAAAAAAAAAAUAUUUUCAUUUCUCUGUUUCAUACAUACAAAACUUUUAUUUUUCAUGGUCAUUAAAAAAAUUAUUUGAAUUUUCAUUAUUUUGAUCAAAAUUCAGCAAAAGAUCUUGCCUCAUUUUAGAACAUGGACAAUUUAUUCCCAUAUCAUUUUUACAGCUGUUUUGAAUACCAUAUCAUCCUUUCUGUGAUCUCGUUGUGCUUCAGUUUUGUGUAAAAAUGGAAUUAUAUAUGUUCGAUAUUUUUUCACUGCCAGACUUGAGUAGUUUAUUAUUUAUUUUUUUUUUUUACCAAUUUGUAUUCAAUCAUUUAUUCAUGUUCAAAUGUCUGUAUGAAAGUAAUUUUAUAUUGAAGCUUUGCGAGUUGUCAGGAUCACUCCACCUUAAGAUACUUAAGCUAUAUGUAUGAUCUCAUUGUAUGUUAUACCGGUAUUUUUUUCUCAUACUUUAACGUUUUUAUUGAAAAGCUCUGAGUGGGAUGAAAACCACCCCAAACACUGUCCUAUAAUUUUGUGCGUGUUCUCUUUCAGAUCUGAAAUUUAGAUUUUUCUGUUGAACCUUUUUUAUUUUAGUAAAGAAAAAAAUCUAUACUCAAGAAAAAAAGUUGAUGUUUUUUAUGUUCUAACAUGACAAAUAUUUAAAAUUUUUAACACUUUCAAAUUUUUAAAUUUCAUUAUUUGUAGAAAAUAAUUUGUGUAUAGAAAAUAUAUAUAUACUUCUUAUAAGAAUGUGAUUGUCUCAGUAUGUAUUUAAUUUAUUUAUUUAUUUUUCAAUUAUAUUUCAAUUACUUGCAUUUAUUUUUAUAUUUUUCCAUUGAA
Saccostrea cuccullata (small rock oyster) is the source of this 2150-nucleotide messenger RNA. RefSeq lists its product as uncharacterized. Lineage: Eukaryota; Metazoa; Mollusca; Bivalvia; Ostreida; Ostreidae. Bases 483 to 1256 code for a protein of 257 amino acids. The transcript has 4 exons. The record is from RefSeq and is a predicted model, not a curated record.